Ceratitis capitata (Mediterranean fruit fly) is the source of this 1684-nucleotide messenger RNA. Its product is annotated as putative inorganic phosphate cotransporter. NCBI's taxonomy places the organism in Eukaryota, Metazoa, Arthropoda, Insecta, Diptera, Tephritidae. Gene Ontology annotation, cellular component: plasma membrane. Bases 1 to 1518 code for a protein of 505 amino acids. Gene Ontology annotation, molecular function: transmembrane transporter activity. Gene Ontology annotation, biological process: transmembrane transport; monoatomic anion transport. The transcript is spliced from 3 exons. The record is from RefSeq and is a predicted model, not a curated record.
AUGGUGGUUACGCGACGCGGCUCAUUGGAAAUCAAUGAGAAAUUUAUUAAUCGCAUUUUCGGUGUGCGGCAUCUACAGUGUCUGCUGCUCUUCUGCGGUUUGUGCUUGAUUUACGGCAUGCGCGUUAAUCUCUCUAUGGCCAUUGUGGCUAUAAUGGACAACGAGGCAGCGAAUCCGGAAUUUCCAAAAUACGCCUGGUCCGAGAAAACAAAAUCGCAUGUGCUAAGCAGCUUUUUCUUCGGCUACAUUUGUGCACAAAUACCAGCCGGUGGUUGGGCACGUCACCAUGGCGGACGUUUGCUGUUGUUCAUUAGUGUUAGCCUUAGUAGUCUAUUGGCGUUGUUAACACCGUUAAGUGUUGUCGUUGGCGAUUGGCCUUUACUCUGCGCCUUGCGUUUCAGUCAGGGUUUAGUUCAAGGCCUUACAUAUCCGUCAAUUGCAACGAUUAUGGCCAAGUGGGCGCCUAUCGAGGAGCGUAGCGCAAUGCUCACAUACUGUUGCUCCGGCCUGGAGUUUGGCAUCGUACUGAUGUUGGCCAGUAGCGGCAUGCUCUGCUCGUCCAGUUGGGGUUGGCCGAGUACUUUUUAUAUACCUGGCGCCUUAGGAUUAAUAUGGUCAGCUGUUUGGUUUGUUUUUGGCGCGAGUACGCCAAAAGAAUGUAAAUAUAUAUCUGAAGGCGAACGUAUGCUUAUUAGUAAAUCUUUGCAACAAACUGGGACAAACAUUGCUGAAUGUAAGGAAACUCAACCAAUACCAUGGCGUCAGAUAUGCACUUCGCGUCCCUUUUUGGUGCUGAUUCUCAGUCAAUGUGCGAGUAGUUGGUGCUUUUGGACUUUACUCACGCAAAUACCUUCGUACAUAAAGAGCGUGCUCGGCAAAGAUAUACAAAGUAAUGCAUUUUAUUCGGCAUUACCCUACCUCUCAAUGCUGGUGCUGUCACUGGCGCUCUGUCCCCUCGCAAGUUAUUUAGAGAAGUCGAAACGUUUGAAUGCGACUGUUAGUCGUAAGCUCUUCAAUACAAUCGGGCAGUGGACGCCUGCGGUGACGCUCGUCUAUUUGGGUUUUCUACGCACCGAUCAAGCCGAUCUCGCCAUCGUGCUACUCACUUUCACAGUCGCCAUUAGCACUGUUACGCAUUUCGGUUAUCAAACAAAUCAUCUCGACUUAUCGCCACACUUUUCCGGCACUCUAAUGGGCAUUGCGAACUCAGCGUCGAAUGUGAUGAGCAUUAUUGCGCCGCUCAUUGUGGGCUACAUCGUCACAGAUACGACAAAUUUACUCCAAUGGCGUAUUAUUUUCUCUUUGGCCGGAGGCAUAAGCUUUGUCGGUAAUCUAUUGUUUCUCUUCUUCGGCACUGCUAAGGCGCAGCACUGGAACGACGCACCCCAGCAAGUGAUUUGCAAAACGACGCAGCAACGUAACAGCGAACUCUCAUUGGAGACGAAAAAUGCGCAAAGUUGUGUGCAAAAAGAUGCCAGCAGCAUUGGGAGCUCUCGUGAAACCUUGAAUUUAGUGUAAUAUAUUUUUUGCUUCAUUUUUUAUACGCUCAAGCAUAGAGAUUUGUAUUUUUAAAUAUGCAAAAGUGUAAAUAUAUUUGUAUUUAUGUAUAUAUAUUUUUUCAUAAUAAGAAUUAAGUAAACAGAAAAUGAGUAAAGCCAAAACAAAUCUGUGAGAACAAAUUGAA